Aspergillus glaucus CBS 516.65 is the source of this 2209-nucleotide messenger RNA. RefSeq lists its product as uncharacterized. The transcript has 12 exons. NCBI's taxonomy places the organism in Eukaryota, Fungi, Ascomycota, Eurotiomycetes, Eurotiales, Aspergillaceae. Bases 57 to 2135 code for a protein of 692 amino acids. Gene Ontology annotation, cellular component: mitochondrion. Gene Ontology annotation, biological process: tetrapyrrole biosynthetic process. Gene Ontology annotation, molecular function: protein-containing complex binding; uroporphyrinogen-III synthase activity. The record is from RefSeq and is a predicted model, not a curated record.
AAGUCCAGCACCACUUGCUGAGCUCUGCCGGCCCGCCUCCCAUUUCUCCCACCAUAAUGACCAUGCAGAAGUGCAGGGCCGUCAAUUCCGCCCUGGGGUCGAAGGCAUUCGUCCCCGCUCCUCGGGUUCAAUUCCACGCGCAGCGCCGAUUCCUCCAAGAUGUCGCGAUUACUAGAACCGGAAAACCAGUUCUGAAGGUCCAGGGUGGACGGUCGUCCCUCGGAGGUCAUACCGUAACCGUCUUCGGUGCCACCGGUUUCUUGGGUCGUUAUAUCGUCAACAGACUCGCUUCGCAGGGAUGCACGGUCGUUGUUCCCUACCGCGAGGAGAUGGCGAAGAGACACCUGAAGCCCACUGGUGACCUUGGCAGAGUCGUUUUCAUUGAAUAUGACCUGCGGAACACCCAGUCGAUCGAAGAGAGCGUCCGCCACUCCGACAUUGUCUACAACCUGGUCGGCCGUCAAUACCCUACCAAGAACUUCUCCUACACCGAUGUUAACGUCGACGGUACGGAACGCAUUGCAGAGGCGACCGCCAAAUACGACAUUGACCGUUUCGUUCACGUCUCCUCUUACAACGCUAGCAAGGAUUCUCCAUCCGAGUACUUCUCUACGAAGGGCUGGGGUGAAGAAGUGGUUCGCUCCAUCUAUCCCGAGACCACCAUCGUCCGACCCGCUCCCAUGUUCGGAUUCGAAGACAACCUUUUCCACAAGCUCGCUAGCGGGGCCAACCUCUUUACCGCCAACCACAUGCAGGAGCGCUUCUGGCCUGUUCACGCCCCUGAUGUUGGCGCUGCUCUCGAGCACAUGCUUCACGACGAUUCCACUACGGGUGAGACCUAUGAGCUUUACGGUCCCAAGAACUACUCUACCGCUGAGAUUGCCGAGCUCGUGGACCGUGAAAUCGUCAAGCGCCGUCAUCACUUGAACUUGCCCAAGGGUGCCCUCAAGGCUCUGGCUUACUACCUGAACAAGUACCUCUGGUGGCCCACCAUCUCCGCCGACGAGGUCGAGCGGGAAUUCAUCGACCAGAGAAUCGACCCCACGGCCAAGACCUUCAAGGAUCUUGGAAUUGAGCCGGCUCAGCUGGAAGACCUCACCUUCAACUACCUGGUUACCGGAGCGCUUCCUACUACGACCUGCCCCCGGCCACAGAGCGGGAGAGACAGGAAGAGAGGAAAACCAACAACAAUGUCACAAAAAACCCCAAUCCUCCUCCUAAAAACCAAAUCCACCCCUUCGGACGCCUACGACGAAUACUUCACCAAAAACUACAACCCGCUCUUCAUCCCCGUCCUCUCGCAUCAAUUUCACGCCCAGAACCUCGCGCACAUCUGCGACCUCUUCAACGCCGGCGCCUUGAAACACGAUAACCCGGAACGGAAAUAUGGGGGGUUGAUAUUCACCAGUCAGCGCGCUGUGGAGGGGUUCGCGAGGAUGGUUGAGGAUGUUGAUGGACAAAUAGCUUCGGAUUCUUCGAAAUCACUCCCCCUCUACACCGUCGGCCCCGCGACAUCCCGCUCGCUAUCAUCGCUCGUGAAAUCGCACCUCCCGCACACAACAAUCCACGGCGCGGAUACGGGGAAUGGGGAGAAUCUCGCGCGGUUUAUCCUUGAGCAUUACAACAGUCUCCCUGGGAAUAAGAACGGGAAAGGGGAGAAACUGCCGCUUUUAUUCCUCGUUGGUGAACAGCGACGAGAUAUCAUUCCUAAAACGCUUAUGUCGGAGGGGUUAGAGGAGGGGGAGAGGAUUGGGGUGGAGGAGGUUGUUGUUUAUGAGACGUGUGUUAUGGAGUCGUUCGAAGGUGACUUUACUAGAGUCAUAGACACUUAUAAAUCUGGGGAUAAUGUUGAUGGUAGUGAAGGGGAGAAGGAGAUGUGGGUAGUCAUCUUCUCGCCAACGGGAUGCGAUGCCAUGUUACGGGUUCUUGGACUGGAUUCUUCUUCAAAAGAUAACGGGAAUGGGGUGUUAGUGGCACCCGGGAAGAGGGUGUUCGUUGCGACGAUUGGUCCUACGACGAGGGACCAUUUGCGCUUGAAGUAUGGGUUCGAGCCGCAUGUUUGUGCUGAGAAGCCUAGUCAGGAGGGCGUUGGGGGUGGGAUUAAGAGGUUUAUGGAGGGGAGGAAUGGUAAAUAGGUGUGAUUUGGUUGUUUUAUAGCGAUAUACCUAUGUAGAUUACUCGAUACGUAUGAUGGAAUGAAUGGAGAUAU